This is a messenger RNA of Aspergillus vadensis CBS 113365, 2225 nucleotides long. RefSeq names its product palmitoyltransferase ERF2 (gene erf2). Gene Ontology annotation, cellular component: endoplasmic reticulum; Golgi apparatus. Gene Ontology annotation, molecular function: protein-cysteine S-palmitoyltransferase activity. The record is from RefSeq and is a predicted model, not a curated record. The transcript has 3 exons. Lineage: Eukaryota; Fungi; Ascomycota; Eurotiomycetes; Eurotiales; Aspergillaceae. The coding region runs from base 140 to 2020 and encodes 626 amino acids. Gene Ontology annotation, biological process: protein targeting to membrane; peptidyl-L-cysteine S-palmitoylation.
UUUCUUCGUCACUCCUUCACUUUAUUCCUACCGAUAACCUUCCCUCACCGCGCUCCCGUGAUCACAGACGACGCUCCGCCAAUCUAACCCCAACCGCUUCAUUCCUGUCUGGCCACAAUAUGUUAGAUUGCUGUGAUAUAUGAGUAGAAAGUUUUCAUCCACGCUCAACGACAUGCCUCUAUCUUCCGCGAUAUCGGAGACCAGCGACACGCCUGCCUCGGCGCCCCCGCAACAUGUUCUCGGUAUUCCGCGACCCCCUUCCGUGGGAGGAAUUUCGUCCCGGGUGACGGACAUGGCGUCAGAUGAUGGAGAACAGUCCCAGACAUAUACCGGAGUUUCGUCGCAUCCACCGCAGUCCCGAGCGUCGGCUCCCAGACGAGGACCCCCGCCUGCCAGGAGCUCUAUCACAUCGACCAGUCAAUGGACUAGGCCAGGGAGUGCUAGUAGCAAGCAGAGUCGAUCGCACAUUCCGUCGCUUGCUGCGCAAGGUUUCUUCCGUCCUAUGUCUUCUCAGCGACUCCAGGCUCAUCGGGGUCGGCCUAUGACAAAGGGGACUAUGACCGACACAUCGGAGGAUUGGAACGAUCAUACGAGUCAGAACAGGCAGAGCUUCAUCUCGAAUAGCACGAUACCGCAAGGGUCCAAUCCUCCGACAGAGCAAGAAGCUCCUCCUUCGAGAGGCACAGAGUUCACGGACCCUAUCAUCCCUGACCGCAACACCUCGAAUGCUAGUCCUAUCGGUAACACCACGGGAAGGAGUCAGGGCGAGAGCGCCAAACUUCUCUACGACAGGGAGAGGGCUUAUAAGAUCCAACAACCUCAUCUUAACCUCGGGGGAAACUAUCAUGGCUCAAAUGAGCCUGUCAGCCCCCACCGCUCGACACUUUCAUUCCUGUCUCUGCAGAACAGAAACCAGGGUCACGAUAGCAGCCGUGACGUACGGGCACAUGAGAGGCUUUCUUCUGCCGGCUCUACCCCUGGAUCUAUCGACAAGGCCCCUCAGGCUGGUGCAAGCAAAAGCCGUUUGGGCAGAAACUACGAAUAUUUCGUCGGCAACACCAUUUUCUUCGGCCGGGGAAGACUCCAGAACUCCAGGGAUAAGCCCGUAAAUAUCGCUACGGCGAUAUUUGUGCUUGUGCCUAUGGCUCUGUUCUUCGCAUAUUCGGGUCCUUGGCUCUGGCACAACAUUUCGCCCGCCCUUCCCAUUGUCUUCGCAUACCUUUUCUACCUGUGCUUCUCAUCAUUUAUACAUGCUUCCGUCGUUGAUCCUGGGAUUAUCCCGCGCAAUCUUCAUCAGCUGCCACCCCCGGAUCCCGCAGAUGAUCCGUUGGCAAUUGGCCCUCCCACCAACGACUGGGUGAUGGUGAAACUGGCGACAUCUGACGUUGCGGCCAUGGACGUGCCUGUGAAGUACUGCAAGACCUGCUGUAUAUGGCGUCCUCCUCGCUGCUAUCAUUGCCGUGUGUGCGACAACUGUGUUGAGACUCUUGACCAUCACUGUGUGUGGCUGAACAACUGCGUUGGCCGCCGUAACUACCGGUACUUUUUCACCUUUGUGGCGUCCUCCACCCUCCUUGCUCUGUUCUUGCUUGGUGCCAGUCUCGCACACAUCUUGGUGUAUAAAUCACGAGAGCAUGUCAGCUUUGGCACCGCUAUCGAUAAAUGGAGAGUUCCCUGGGCUAUGGUGAUCUACGGUGCGGUUGCCGCACCAUACCCGGCCUCGUUAUGGGCCUACCAUCUCUUCCUGGUCGGUCGGGGCGAGACCACCCGAGAAUAUCUGAACUCGCACAAGUUUGCGAAAGCCGACCGCCAUCGGCCCUUCACUCAGGGCAAUGUCUUCCGGAACUGGUUGUCCGUUUUCCUGCGGCCACGGCCCCCAACGUAUAUGCAGUUCAAGCAGCCUUAUCAGGAAGGUGACCAGCGACUGAGCACGAUGAAGCGCAAGUAUCUCCCUCGAAAUGUCGAGCCCCAAAACGACAUUGAGAUGCAACAAGUGCCUCCUCCCUCUCAACCCCAAUAGUGAGUGGUGAUGGUUCCGGUUUGAUCUCGCUGCUCCACCCCAUCUCCAGUUCCGUAUGAAUUUUCCUUCUUGCUCCCUGCGGGGCCAUUCCUUCUUCUUUGCUUCUUCAUCACCAUAUUUCCAAAGAUAGUAAGAUCUUAAUGGAUGUUACCACCUCAUUGCCAUUCUUUCAUUGAACCAAUUGGGCUCACCGCAUAUACGUUGA